Messenger RNA from Salvia splendens (bonfire salvia), 1381 nucleotides. RefSeq names its product (R)-specific enoyl-CoA hydratase. Gene Ontology annotation, cellular component: mitochondrion. Gene Ontology annotation, biological process: fatty acid biosynthetic process. The transcript is spliced from 3 exons. The coding region runs from base 424 to 975 and encodes 183 amino acids. Lineage: Eukaryota; Viridiplantae; Streptophyta; Magnoliopsida; Lamiales; Lamiaceae. The record is from RefSeq and is a predicted model, not a curated record. Gene Ontology annotation, molecular function: (3R)-hydroxyacyl-[acyl-carrier-protein] dehydratase activity.
UUGAGGUUUCAUUUCUACUCCAUUCUCCUCUCAAAAUUAAUUAUAGAAAAACAUCUUCUAUUUUGGUAGGGAACACAAAAAAAAUAUAAUAUAAUAAGAAUACAUAUUUUACACAAUUCUUUUAGAUUGAUAUUCUACUAAUUUUUAAAAUUAUUUUUAUUUAUGAAGUUAAACAAUAUUUUAAAAUAAUUUUUCUAGCUACUUUUAUUUACGAAGUCAACGGCUUCUUGACAUCCGAGCUUAGUAAAAAAUGAGACAUUUAUUCCCGGACGAAUGUUGUUUAAGAUAGAUGCCUUAAUAUCGUUGAAAUCGAAGCCUACGAUAAAACAAUUUCUUGGACACCUUAUCACUAGAUCCCACUCCAUUCACAACUCUUCUCAACUCUUCUAAGAAAUCGCUACACUGACGCAACAUAAUCUAGUGAUGACUGCACUCCACCUGUUCGAUAAAAACCCCAAGAGAAUCCCUAAAACUGUUAUAGCGAUGAGGCGAUUGUUGUUGAACUCUGUUUCUUCUCUGAAGCAUUACUCUUCAUCAGCAUCAGCUUCAAACGUGCUUAAACCCGGUGACAUUUUGAAGCAAUCCAGAAUAUUUUCCAUAGCCGAAGUCGAGGAUUACUCGAAGCUAACACACGAUCAUAAUCCACUCCACUUUGAUUUGGAAUGCGCCACGAAAGCCGGAUACAAAGACACUCCUAUCCCGGGAUUGCUUGUUGCUUCCCUGUUUCCGAGGAUCAUCGCUUCCCAUUUCCCGGGGGCGAUUUACGUGAAGCAAACGCUGGAGUUUAGGGAGCCGGUUUUCGUAGGAGAUGAUGUUGUUGGUGAAGUGCAGGCAAACAGCAUUAGACAGCUCAAAGAUAAGUUCAUGGUGAAGUUUGCGACUACUUGCCGGAAAGAUGGUGGCGAGGUCGUGAUUGGUGGUGAGGCUACGGCAAUUCUACCCGCGCUGGCAGUGAAUGGAGUCGGCCAGGGGUGACCGGAGACUGCGUUUCGACCUGCUUUUUCUUGAUUGUUAUGAAUUUGCUUUGCUUGUGUUGUUUAAUUUUAUUUUCCAUCCAUUGAUUUUGAAGGGAUAUUUGAUUCUGUUGUUACUAGGCAUUUUUGUCUCUCUCUUUAGACUAUCAAGUUCCUUUUGUGUCAUAAAAUAAAGUUCGAAAAAAACUAAAAAAUGUUGAAAGUUUAUGUAUCUAAAGGCAAAUAACUCAAUCAAAAUUAUUAAUAGGUUUUCCUGUGAACUUUAAAGUUGGCAAAGAAACCCAUAAACUUGGCAACAGUAGCCAAUUACCCACAAAAUUGAUUUUCCCCGAGUUAGAUUCGAAAACAUUUCCAAAAAAAUCGGAUUGCACAAUGUAGCUUGUGUAUAUAAAUCCUAAGAUUCUACA